AUGCAGUUCUCAACUAUUUUCUCUCUUUUUAUUGCGGCCAUGGGCAUAGUAGCUACCCCUAUCGACUCUCCCACUCAAGAACUCGAUGCCAGAGGCAACCUGUUCCCUCGUCUUGAAUACUGGGGAAGCUGCACUAAGUCUAACAACCGAUGCAAGUACAAGAACGACGAUGACAACAGCGUUCUUCAGAACUGCCUCUCGUUUAACAACAAAAAGUGUACCAAGGAUGGCAACAACUGCAAGUGGGACAGCGCCAAGAAGGAACUCAACUAUUACUAG
Fusarium venenatum is the source of this 279-nucleotide messenger RNA. RefSeq names its product antifungal protein. Gene Ontology annotation, biological process: defense response to fungus. Lineage: Eukaryota; Fungi; Ascomycota; Sordariomycetes; Hypocreales; Nectriaceae. The record is from RefSeq and is a predicted model, not a curated record.